AUGCGAGGCGCUGAGACAAGAAGCGGAUUUUUGCUUGAAGGUGCAUAUCGUCUUCGCGUUGCCAAUGGAGAUGUAGAUGUCUUCAUACCAGGUCCAGUUCGGCUGAGCAGUCGCGAUUUUGACGAAGAGGAAGCGCUGUGGAGCCAGUACCCGCGCUCCGUUGGUGAUGACCAUUAUAAUCCCAAUGAUCCACAACCCGGCAAAAACUGUAUUUCAAGGCGAUGCUAUGGUUGGACUGUGCCAGCAACAAAGAGGGUGUUCGUCGAAGGCGAUGUUCGCAUUGACCUCUACACCAAAAAAUGGUUCAAAGGCCUUGGAUGGACGCUGAAAGAUCGAGAGAAACUGGGACAUGUGUGGUUUAAUACCAUGUUCAUUUGUCCGGACUACUGCGGUGGCGUGUACAUACAUGGCGACGAGGCAUAUCCUUAUCCAAAAGGCGGAAGUGAGUUAUUUUUGUUGCCAAAUGUUUGCUCCCACACUUUUACAUAA
Gongylonema pulchrum is the source of this 489-nucleotide messenger RNA. Lineage: Eukaryota; Metazoa; Nematoda; Chromadorea; Rhabditida; Gongylonematidae. The record is from the annotation of a GenBank genome assembly.